GCGCAAACAACAUUUCGGUGUUAAGACUCUCGACUUCCCCACAUUAAUGAUUCACACCGACUCUCCAUUUAUAUUCAGACACAGAGACAAGGGAAAUGAGAAAUUCUCUGUAAUAAUUUGAAAAACAUCUCAUUUUCUCUUAUACUGAAUCACUGUCACUUAGAGAUUUGCACGAAAAUUAGUCAACUUUCUCAUUCUCAAGUAUGGAUACUCGCGAUCCGAGGAGGACACUGAGGGGUCAUGCUAAGGAGGCUAGGAGAAGGAAAAGUGUCUUACAAAUUGAUCUUAAUGAUACACCUCCCGCUGAAAUUAGGGCAGCUGCUGCUUUGGUUGAGUGUAGCCAACAAGGAGGAGGUGGAGGAGGAGGAGGAGGAGGAGGAAGAGAACGGAUUCCGCUGCAACCACCACCUUUGACAAUUGAUCUUGAAGCUAUUGAUGAUGAAGUUGUCAUUUCAUCUCCAAGGAGCUUUGCUGAAGCGAAAAGAAACAAGGCAUUUAGGAACCUGGAAAUUUUAAUUACUGCCGAGAGACCAGCACCUCCACCCCCACCCCGUGAAAGUCGAAUAGACGGAACUGGGUCGACUCUGAAUAGCAGCUACAACAUGCGCAAAAGACCUGCAGCAAGCAAUGCAGUUAUUAAUUGUGAUCAUUACAUAAACCUGGAUGGAAGAAGCAGUUCCAAGAAAAAGUGUGCUGUGAAGCCUGCGGUAACACCCCAGGCUGCGCCACCAAAACCACCGGCAAAGGAGCCUGCAUUCAGUUGUCCAGUUUGCAUGAGUUCACUUGUGGAGGCGACAUCAACAAAGUGUGGCCACAUUUUCUGCAAACAGUGCAUCAAGUCCGCCUUAUCAGCUCAGAAUAAGUGUCCAACAUGCAGAAAAAAGCUCACGAUGAAAGAUACUAUCAGGGUCUACCUUCCUGCCACUGAAAUGAGCUGAGUCUAGUCAUGCAUACUAUUUUUUAGGUGGCUUCAACCGUUUGAUGGGCGGCGAUGUAUCUGAUUGUGGAUGGAACAGCAUUCCUGAAACAGGGCGAGGAUAAGGUAAUCUGUAGUGUGGCAUAUUUAUGUAUUAGAUGAGUUUGUAUCCUAAUAUAGACAGUUGAUCUUUUAGUCAGUGCAGUGUUUUCUUUGUUGCAAGUUGUAACCUUUAGUUGAUUAAAAUCCUAACUCUCCUAGGAUAGUAAAGGGUCAGUUUUUCUCUUCUUUCUUUGAUUGUUUUUCUAUGUUGGUACAUGUAAGAGUAGUUGUAAUGACAAUUCUAUUAAUAUUAAUGCAACAUCAUAACAAUUGAUGGCAUAUAAUUUGGU
Messenger RNA from Papaver somniferum (opium poppy), 1308 nucleotides. RefSeq names its product E3 ubiquitin-protein ligase COP1-like. The transcript is spliced from 6 exons. The coding region runs from base 204 to 938 and encodes 244 amino acids. Lineage: Eukaryota; Viridiplantae; Streptophyta; Magnoliopsida; Ranunculales; Papaveraceae. The record is from RefSeq and is a predicted model, not a curated record.